This is a messenger RNA of Folsomia candida, 1136 nucleotides long. RefSeq names its product tyrosine-protein kinase SRK3. The coding region runs from base 175 to 1062 and encodes 295 amino acids. The transcript has 7 exons. Gene Ontology annotation, biological process: protein phosphorylation. NCBI's taxonomy places the organism in Eukaryota, Metazoa, Arthropoda, Collembola, Entomobryomorpha, Isotomidae. Gene Ontology annotation, molecular function: ATP binding; protein tyrosine kinase activity. The record is from RefSeq and is a predicted model, not a curated record.
UGGCCAACUCAAGUUGAAUAAACCUCAUAUCAUAAAACAAAACCAGAUGUGUCUUUCUUUAGUUUAAAUAUUUUGUACAAAACGUUUCUCACUUAAAUUGUUGAAUUAAUCCUAAGUCGUCGACGAAAGUCAGUUGACACAAAAUUCGACGAGGGAUAACAUCAUCAUAUUAAAAUGGCACACUAUCUAAUUCCUAGGAAUCAAUUAUCCUUUAAUAAAAAUCACGAUUUUCUCGGGGGUGGUGCUUUUGGGAAUGUUUACAAAGCAAUUUGGAAUGGUAGCGGUGUCGCCGUAAAAAUUUUGAACGACGACGACAACCCAAUGGGCGACAAAGUUUGGGCGGAAGUAAAUAAAAUGCAGCGACUUGACCACCCAAACAUUUUGAAACUUGUUGGAAUUGUACCGCCAGUUAAAUACGGCAACCCUUGGAUUAUAACCGAAUUACUGGAAACCGAUCUCUUACAGCACAUUCACAAUUAUCCUGGACACGCCUUAACUGUGCGAGUCAUGGUGGGCUGGGCCUACGACGUGGUGUGUGGCAUGGAAUACAUGCAUCACAUAGCCAGUCCUUUCGCCAUUCAUGGAGAUUUGGCUGCGAGGAAUUGUCUUGUUGGAGCUAAUGGCCGAGUGAAAAUCAGCGAUUUCGGGAAACUCUACCAAGACUAUGAAAGCGAUUAUUAUAGUGCCAACAACUACUGUCAACAUGACCAAGACGAUAAUCAGUGUGAGUGUCUCCCCUGUCCGAUAAGGUGGAUGCCGCCGGAAAAUCUGCCAGAAAGCAAUGACGGCGUCCCGACUUGUUCGAGAAAAGGAGAUAUUUGGGCUUAUGGUGUCCUGCUCUUUGAAAUUUGGACGAGGGGCUCAACCCCCUUUGACGGUCUGGAUGAUGAUGAGGUUAUCCAAGCCUUAUUGAGCAGAGAUACUCCUGCCGAUCACUUUGACGUUAAAGCAAAAUCCUACGUUAAAAAUAUAAUGGAAAAUUGCUGGCUGUGGGAGGCCGAGCUACGCUGGAAUUUCAAGAUGAUUAAAGAAGUGUUAGUGGAUAGUGGGGAUUUUAACUAAUCCAAUUUUAACUAAUGGUUAGCAAUUAAAUUUUACUUUUGCUAAUAAAGUUAUAUUUUUUAUGUACACAAAUU